This is a messenger RNA of Aphidius gifuensis, 4397 nucleotides long. RefSeq names its product catenin alpha (gene alpha-Cat). Gene Ontology annotation, molecular function: actin filament binding; beta-catenin binding; cadherin binding. The record is from RefSeq and is a predicted model, not a curated record. The transcript has 4 exons. Gene Ontology annotation, biological process: cell migration; cell-cell adhesion. The coding region runs from base 387 to 3161 and encodes 924 amino acids. Gene Ontology annotation, cellular component: catenin complex; adherens junction. NCBI's taxonomy places the organism in Eukaryota, Metazoa, Arthropoda, Insecta, Hymenoptera, Braconidae.
ACGGAAAUAAAUGACGUCACGCCAUCAUGAACAAUCAUGAGUAUAGCAAUACAUGCAAUUACAUUUUUUAACCAAUUUUUUAUGUGUACAUAAGAGAGAGAGAAAUGAGAAUAAGCAUUCCGGUCUCUGACUCACACAUUGACUCAUUGUUUAAUCAACUUUGAUACUACAUUGAGUGAAAGAGGUAUCUUUUCUAAAAAAAAAAAAAAAAACUGAUAAGACAGUGUAGUAGUAGUGUGUAAAGAAAAAAAACUCUUUUAUCAAUUUUUUUGACAGCGACAAAUAAAAAAACAAAACUACCAUUGUUUAGCUGUCAAUUGAAAUAUAACAAAAAAAAAAGUUAGCAACGAUUUUUAUUGUUGUAAAUUUGGAAUAACAGCAGUUAUAUGAAAAGGUUUAAUUUAAAAGAUAAAUUUGAAGAAGUCAAGAUGUCAGAUUUUGGUCCAAUAACCCUUAAAUGGGAUCCAAAAAAUCUUGAAAUACGUACAAUAUCAGUUGAAAAAACUCUUGAGCCACUUGUAUUACAAGUAACAACACUUGUUAAUACAAAAGGACCAAGUAAAAAAAAAAAAGGUAAAUCAAAAAGAGCAAGUGCACUUGUUGGUACUGUUGAAAAAGCAACAGCAAAUUUUAUUGAACAAGGUGAACAAAUUGCAUUUGAAAAUCCUGAUAUAACUGCUGAAAUGUUAUGUGCUGUUGAAGAAGUUAAAAAAACAGGUGCUGCAAUGUCAAUUGCUGCACGUGAAUUUUCUGAAGAUCCAUGUUCAUCAUUAAAACGUGGUAAUAUGGUUAGAGCUGCUAGAAAUUUAUUAUCAGCAGUAACACGUUUAUUAAUACUUGCUGAUAUGGUUGAUGUACAUUUAUUAUUAAAAUCAUUACACGUUGUUAAAGAUAAUUUAAUGGUACUAGAAACAGUAUCAUCACAAGGUGAAUUAUUAGAAAAUAUAAAACAAUUUGGUAGAAAUGCAACUGAAUUAAUUAAUCAAGCAGCAAAACGUCAACAUGAACUUAAAGAUCCACAAUUACGUGAUGAUCUUGCUGCAGCACGUGCUGUAUUAAAAAAACAUUCAACAAUGUUAUUAACAGCAUCAAAAGUAUAUGUACGUCAUCCAGAAUUAGCUGCUGCAAAAGCUAAUCGUGAUUAUGUAUUAAAACAAGUAUGUGAAGCUGUUGAUACAAUUAAUAAUGUUGCACAAGGUAAAUUACCUGGUGGUAAACAACAUCCACUUGAUGGUCCUGGUGAACUUGCUGAUGCACUUGAUGAAUUUGAUGAAAGUAUGGUAAUGUCACCAUUGGCAUAUAAUGAACUUAAAACACGUCCAAGUUUAGAAGAAAGAUUAGAGAGUAUUAUUAGUGGUGCUGCACUUAUGGCUGAUUCAUCAUGUACCAGAGAUGAAAGACGUGAAAAAAUUGUUAAAGAAUGCAAUGCUGUACGUCAAGCAUUACAAGAUUUACUCAGUGAAUACAUGAAUAACAUGACUGUGAAGGAACAAUCAGAAGGUUUAGAUCGUGCAAUUGAUCAUAUGGGAAGAAAAACACGUGAUCUACGUCGUCAUUUACGUAAAGCUGUUGUUGAUCAUGUUUCUGAUAGUUUUCUUGAAACAAGUGUACCGUUAUUAAUUCUCAUUGCUGCUGCUGAAAAAGGAAAUGAUAAAGAAGUUGAAGAAUGUGCAUUAGUAUUUACUGAACAUGCUAAUAAACUUGUUGAAGUUGCAAAUCUUGUUUGUAGUAUGUCAGCAAAUGUUGAUGGUGUUAAAAUGGUACGUCAUGCUGCUGCACAAAUAAGUAAUUUAUGUCCACAAGUUAUAAAUGCAGCACGUGUAUUAGCAGCACGUCCACAUUCAAAAUUAGCUAUUGAAAAUAUGCAAGUAUUUCGUCAAGCAUGGGAAAAUCAAGUUGGUGUAUUAACUGAGGCUGUUGAUGAUAUAACAACAAUUGAUGAUUUUCUAGCUGUAUCUGAAAGUCAUAUACUUGAAGAUGUUAAUAAAUGUGUACUUGCAUUACAAGAAGGUGAUGCUGAUACAUUAAAUAGAACUGCUGAAGCAAUACUUGGUCGUUCAAAUCGUGUAUGUAAUGUUGUACAUGCACAAAUAUCACAAGAAAUGUCAGAACCAAGAGUAUAUACAAAACCAGUACUUGAAGCUGUUAUUGUAUUACGUGAUCAAGUUAUGCCAAAAUUUGCUCAACGUGUUAAAGUUGCUGUUGAUGCAUUAUCUGGUAAUCCAUUAAAAGAAGUUGAUGAAAAUGAUUUUAUUGAUGCAUCAAGAUUAGUUUAUGAUGGUGUACGUGAAAUACGUCGUGCUGUAUUAAUGAAUCGUCCAGAUGAAGAACUUGAUCCAGAAGAUUUUGAACCAGAUGAUCAUUAUACUAUUGAAAGAGGUAGUAAAUCAAGUGCACAAACUGGUGAACAUUCAAUUGAUGAAUAUCCAGAUAUAUCUGGUAUAACAACAGCAUGUGAAGCUAUGAGAAAAAUGCCAGAAGAAGAUAAACAAAAAAUUUAUCAACAAUUUGAAUAUUUUAAAAGUGAAAAAUUGAAAUUUGAUAAAGAAGUUGCUAAAUGGGAUGAUGCUGGUAAUGAUAUUAUUGUACUUGCUAAACAUAUGUGUAUGAUUAUGAUGGAAAUGACAGAUUUUACACGUGGACGUGGUCCAUUAAAAACAACAAUGGAUGUUAUAACUGCUGCUAAAAAAAUAUCUGAAGCUGGUACUAAAUUGGAUAAAUUAACAAGACAAAUUGCUGAUCAAUGUCCUGAAAGUUCAACAAAACAAGAUCUUCUUGCAUAUUUACAAAGAAUAGCAUUGUAUUGUCAUCAAAUGAAUAUUACAAGUAAAGUUAAAGCUGAUGUACAAAAUAUCAGUGGUGAACUUAUUGUUUCGGGUUUAGAUUCAGCAACAUCACUUAUUCAAGCUGCUAAAAAUCUUAUGAAUGCUGUUGUACUUACUGUUAAAGCUUCAUAUGUUGCUUCUACAAAAUAUCCAAGAGAAGCUAAUGUUGCUUCACCAAUUGUCGUAUGGAAAAUGAAAGCACCAGAAAAAAAACCAUUGGUACGUCCAGAACGACCAGAGGAAGUGCGUGCUAAAGUACGCAAAGGUUCACAGAAAAAAGUGCAAAAUCCAAUUCAUGCACUCUCGGAAUUUCAGAGUCCAACUGAAAGUGUUUAAAUUUAAUUUACAUAAUUAUAUAAAAAAAAAAUUAUAUAUCAGUACAAUCAUGAAUAAUUAGAUGAAUUUUUUAAUUCAAAUUACAAAGAUAUUUCUUUGAUAAUACUUCCAAAUCAUAUUUUUUACACAAUCGGUGCAAAAAUGAAUAUUUCAUUCAGCUAAUUCAAUCUGAUUUCUGGCAGCACACAUUAUUUUCAAAAGCUUUUUUUUUUUUUUCCUUUUUAAAUACUUUACCUUGACGUUAAUAUAAAAAAAAUAAUUUUAAUAAUUAUAUCGACACGUUUUAGUAUUAAUAAAUAUAUUAAAUAAUUUUUUUGCAGUUUUCUGUAUGAAAAAAAAUACAACUGUUUAUCAUUUAAAGUACUCGACAAAAUUUAAAUUGAAAAAAUAAAUAGAAUAAUUGAAUGUGUAUAUAUAAUUGAAUAUACUUUUGAUAUUCAUUGUUAAAAACGAAAAUUAAUAAUAAUUGGAAAACAGACUCAAGAAUAAAACAAUAAUUGACUUUAUAAAUUUAUAACUGCAUAAAAAUGUUGUUCUUAAAGCAGGCCUAAUUGAUUUGUAAAACUUUUUACUGAAUUUUAUAUAAAAAAAAAAAAAAGGUACCAACAAUAAUCUAAAGAAAUAUUUAAUUCUGGUGAUUAAAAACGUUAUUUUUUUUUUUAUUUAACAAUCAUUCCGUAUAGAAAAAAAAAAAAUAUCAUUUCAGUGGUCAUGUGAAUAGACUAGUAUUUAAUUUUUUAGGUUUAAAUAAUAAUUAAUAAAUAAUAAUCGAAAAAUUAUGGUGGCACAAUAUUGUAUUUCUAUGAAAUUUUUUUUUGUCUUUUUUUUAUGUAGUAAGCUGGAUUGAGUAUUUAUAAAUUAUAUUUAUGAGUUAAUAUUAUUAGUCGUAAUAUGCACAAAAUUUUAUAAUCUUUGUAGUGUAGCUAAGAAAAAAAAUUAUUAUUAUAAACAAUUGUUUAUAGAAACUAAGCUGCCAAAUAAUGUUUUUUUUUUUUUUUUAUUUUUUUUUAAAGUAAAUGUAAUGCUAACGGCAAAUAAAUUGACGUUAUACAGGACAUAUUUAUACUUUUUUUAAAAUGAAUAUUAAGGGAGAGGAAAAAAGAAAAAUAUACAAUUAAUAAUUUCUGGCUCAAAUCAGUAUUUGUAUUGAGCGUACUUUCACUAAUUUCGUGAUGUAGUGAUUCUCUGUAAUUCAAUGUAUUCCAUGUAGAUUGACAAAUAAAGUUUUACAAUUAA